Molecule: messenger RNA, 4247 nt
Organism: Carassius auratus (goldfish)
Lineage: Eukaryota; Metazoa; Chordata; Actinopteri; Cypriniformes; Cyprinidae
Product: caM kinase-like vesicle-associated protein
Exons: 11
Coding region: 252-1523 (423 amino acids)
Biological process (GO): protein phosphorylation
Molecular function (GO): protein kinase activity; ATP binding
Source: RefSeq, a predicted model, not a curated record
CAUCUCUCUCUCUCUCUCCCUCUCGCUCGCGCGCUCAUCUCCAUCAUCCUCUCGCUACUGAGAAAAAAAAAACCCGCCAGCGCGAAACAGAUGGGAAGGCACCCGCGGAAUUUGCGACCGUUACCGAGAAGAGAAUAGCCGUCAGAACUUAACGGACAGCGAAAAGAAGUUCAAUUUGUCCAGAAGACUUCUGGACUGAAAACCUGAGGACAUUUCACGUCUGUUUACGACUGGAAAAGGCAGGGUGGGCAAUGCCAUUCGGCUGUUUAAAACCUGGUGAGAAGAAGGACUACAACAGUCCAACAGAAAUCACAGACAAAUAUGAUCUGGGCCAGAUUGUUAAAUCGGAGGAGUUCUGUGAGAUCUUCAGGGCAAAGGAUAAGAACACACUGAAAAUGUACACCUGCAAAAAAUUCCUCAAGAAAGAUGGAAGAAAGGUGCGGAAGGCUGCCAAAAACGAGAUCCUCAUUCUAAAGAUGGUGAAACACCCCAACAUCCUCCAGCUGGUUGAUGUCUAUGAGACCCGGAAAGAGUACUACCUGUUCCUUGAGCUAGCCACAGGUCGGGAGGUGUUUGACUGGAUUCUGGAUCAAGGCUAUUAUUCUGAGAGGGACACCAGCAAUGUUAUCAGACAGGUGAUGGAGGCAGUUGCUUACCUGCACAGCCUGAAGAUUGUUCAUAGGAACCUGAAGCUUGAGAAUCUGGUCUAUUACAACCGACUGAAACAUUCCAAAAUAGUCAUCAGUGAUUUCCAUCUGGCAAAACUGGAGAAUGGACUCAUCAAGGAGCCCUGUGGAACCCCAGAGUAUCUGGCCCCAGAGGUUGUUGGGAGACAGAGAUAUGGCCGAGCUGUGGACUGCUGGGCCCUUGGUGUGAUCAUGUACAUACUGCUCUCCGGAAAUCCUCCUUUCUAUGAUGAAACAGAUGAUGAUGAUUAUGAAAACCAUGACAAGAACCUCUUCCGGAAGAUUCUUGCCGGAGACUAUGAGUUUGACUCACCAUACUGGGAUGAAAUCUCAGACUCCGCUAAAAACUUAGUGUCACGUCUUAUGGAGGUGGACCAGGAUCAGAGACUGACUGCACAAGAAGCCAUCAACCAUGAAUGGAUAUCUGGAAAUGCUGCAUCAGACAAGAACAUCAAGGAAAACGUGUGUGCACAAAUCGAGAAGAACUUUGCUAAAGCUAAGUGGAAGAAAGCGGUACGUGUCACGACCAUGAUGAAGCGUCUCAGGGCACCAGAGCAUCAGACGGCGGCACCAGCAGCAGCAGCAGCACCUGGUGUGUCUAAGCCUGCAGCAGGGGCGCAGGAAAACCCUCAAGCUCCAUCAGAGGCCUCCACAGCACCAUCGAGUACUGCUGAAAGCAACUCGACGAGCACAGAAGCCCCCGCCGUGGAAGCAGCAGCACCAGCUGAGCCUGUUCUUCACACCCCAGCUCCAGAACAGCCCGAUCCUACACCGCCAUGCAACGGAGAGGCUGUAGCCCCCCUGCCAUCAGACACAGGGGAGGGACAGAGCGGUUAAUCUUGCUACCUCUCUCCCACCUGCGUUUAGAGCCCACACACUUGUACAUAAGCAGCAAGCAUGCUAAUACUGAUCCCGCAGCACAUAGCAUUAAUCUCAACACGCUCUAUCGUGAGCCGACUUCUAAAACAUUUCCCAGCAAGCAUCUGUUUUCUAUUGAAUCACAAAGCUGUGUGACGUGUAUCGAAGGCUACUUUAACUUUGCGCAAAAGAAGAAAAAAGCUAUUUUCUGCUUACAUUAAGCCAAGAUUGGAAUCUUUAGCACUGAUCCGCAUACAUGUUUUAGGAUAGAUGAUUAAAGCAGGCCUCAUUUUAUAAAAGUACUUUUUUUAUUUUAUUGCAUCGCAGUUUGUUAACGUCCAUCUUGAGCAGGUGCACCGAUACACAGCUUUGUGUGUGAUGUAUAGUUUCUGUAAAUAGCUUACUAACCUCUGUAGAUUAGACGUAGCCAAGAACAGCAUGCUUUUACAAAUCUGCUGUUUACGACACCAGAUAACUGCUACAUUCAGCUUCAGCUUUACAUGGACAUGUCAUGUCUUGAUCGAACACACGCUCAUGAAAUGUUGUAAUCAGUUUAAGGGGAUUUACAUGAAAAAUACUUCGGCAGCAACUAAGGUGGCUAAAUUCAUCUCAUAAUGGCAUUUUAAUGGUUGAGACAUGUGGCCCAAUAAAUGGAGCAGAUUAGGUAAACAUAAGAAAUACCUAAGAUCUGCUUGGUAGCUAGCCACAUGAACAGUGGAAAAUGUGAUUUGUUCAUAUAAUGUAUUAUAUACUCAUUUGCAUACAUUGUACAUGUAUUGAGUAAUAAUAUACUUGUCCAUUUUAAAAGUACACAGGCCUAUAGCCACACACAGUGAUCUUUGUUUUCAACAGAAUUUCAUCUGAGGCAUAGAUGUACAUUACUACUCCUUUGAGACCCUUCAAUAUAUUUAAUCAUUAUAUUUAUAUUUUCAUUGCAUCUUAUGUUAUUAAUCCAUAAUGCACUUAAAUAUAUUCUGAGAUAUUUCAUUUAUUACAUUAUUUUAAAUUAUUCCAAAUAUGUAACAAGGAUCAUAUAUUGACUUAUUCCUGUCAAGUAAUUCCUUUUAUUUAUUUAGAGCUAAACAUGAAACAGAUUGUUUCAAAGCAUUAUACUACUUAAUUUGCACCCCAAUAAAAAAGGUUAAAAAGAAAAAUAAAUCUGGUGAUUGUAUUUAAAUUUCAAAAUUCAUAAAUGAUGUGUUUAGGAUUAUAUUAAACAAAACAUGUAAGAAUCAUGAACUUCUUGUUAAACUAAUUUCUGCAAUAACUAAAAUCCUAUUGGCUGUUCAUCAAGGGAAUCAGGGUGAUAACUUGGGUUACAAAAAUACAUCCUCCCUGCAGUGCUCUACAUUGGUUUGAUAUAUUCCUGCCUAAAGCAGAUAGUCUUAAACACUAAUGAUCCUAAUUAAGUCUAGCCCCAUUAACCAAACCCUAACCUUAAUGAUUUAAGAUUUUAGCCGAUAGCUGUUUUUUCCGUCUUUACUUAUUUUAUAAAAAUGUCUGCUGUCAGCAACAGACACCUCAUCUUUCACACAGAUCUUAUUCAUUAAAUGUUCACGCUUCACUAGUACACUAUGUGGAGUUUACUGUCUGUUACUCUUGAUGGCAUUACAAAUUCAUAUCUUAUUUGAUGCAUUCUACAGUACAUUUAAAGCUUAUUAUGGGCUGUCAUGACUUUUACAUGAACAGGUUGAUGUUUUUGUUUUCAGCAUACAAAAAUAUUUCAAUUUUAGCACAGAGAAAUGACAGGUGAUGCAGGAUUAAAAGAACUUAAUGAAAGCAAAAUGAAACGGUUGACCUCUUAAUAUGAGCAAUAGUCUACAACUGCGAUACUGUGAUGCUACUCUCAAUGUCAGUGUCCAUGUGAACACUCAGUUUCUGAUUGGCAUGUCCUCUGUUGAAGCUGACAAUGAAGGGUGAGAAGCUAGAGAGAUGAAUGAAAGUUCACCUAUUGUACAAUUAUUAUAUAUAGGUGAACAAAAACAGUGAUGAAAGUUUCCCCUCCAGUGGUCAACAAUGUGUAAUUGUUGUGCAGUGGUGACAUGCUGUAAUUUUCUAAACAUGGCAGGAGUCAGUGGAGGUUUGAAAGUGGAAGGCCUUGAUAUGCAGUUAUGCUGUCAGUUGAUUUGAAGAUGAUGCACAGCAUGGGCUGGCACGGGUUUCUACGGAAGUCAGCUUUGAUAUACAUCGGAUCUCACACGUGUCACUGUCAGUUUGUAUCUUUCACUUCUUUUAUCUUCUUAAAUAUUUCCUUUCCUUUCCUAAAAUCUGUUUCAUACCUUUAUUUGUUCGAUCUACUCAGAGACUUUGAGAGUUUUUUUGUUUUGUUUUUUGUCUUUUGAUUUUGUAUAAAAAUGCUAAAGCUCACACCAUUAAGACCUAAAAUAAAUCAGUGGUAAGUAAUGUUUCAUGUGGGUCUUGAAGAGUAAAAAAAAGAAAACAUGUUUUUAUAGCAUUCAUGUGUACUGAAACCACAGCUAGAUACUGUGUUAAACAAUUAAAAGCAAUUUUUUUUUUUUACAGUGCUUCACUAUUGCCUUUGGUGUUCGAUGUCUGUUGAUUUCCUCAUUCUCUCUGAUGUUCUUCUCAGAGUGGUUGACUGUGAACCUGUGAAUACACUGAGGACUGGCCUCUCUUCACUUUAACCUCUGUAUUCUUCAACUGACUUUCAUGCUUUCAAAAUAAACACAUCCUGAAUGAUCA